AUUGAAGUUGGUCAUGUUGGAAGCAAAUACUUCCUCUAAUUGGGAUUCAACCUUCCUUCCAUCUACUCCUGCUCCACCAAUGCUUCUCACACUAGUGAUAUCCUGAUUUUUUUUUAAUCACACAAGCUCACACACACCUAUGUACACAUGCACCACUGGCCCGACGUUGAAUAUGUAAAUCGACAUCUGCUCCAGUACCCAAUCUCCAGCCCUCACCAUGUGUCUGAUAUGCUAAUGCAGCCAGCAGAGUUUCUUCACUCCACAUCUCUCACUCUGUUUCCUUUCCUUCACUUCCUCAGUGCUGGAUUUCUCAAGCCUGCCAAGCAUGAGCAGAUGAGGCAGAGGAGGGGGAAGUGUGACAGAGAGAAAGGGAGAGAAGCUUCAAACAAAACCUGAUAAUGAUGUUGUUAUGGAUGGAUGUUUCACACACGAACAGGCAUGUGAGCAACAGCGAGAAGCCAGGCUUAUUAGAACAAUAGAAAGGAAUCCAGGAGAGAGAUACUGGGAGUGGGAGGUGGGACAAAGCUUCAACUCCUCUGGUGCUUCUGUGCUAUGUUAACUGUGAGGUGCUGCAGCACCUGCCCCACCCUACCUGCUUUUUUGGAUGACAACCUAUCAGUGAUAAUGAGCCCUAAGGUUGACAUCUUGUAGUCUUAUGUGCUGCACAUUGUUUACAUAUACACAGUUCAAAUUAAUGAAAGGACUCUUUACAAUCAUGACUACCACAUUUGCAUUGGGCAGAGAGAUGGAUGGCAUCCCACUCUAGGGGCAUUGUUCUCCAUCCAAAUCCAGGGGUGUGCUCUGAUUUAUUAAGGAUGAAAUGGGACAAGACCUGGUUCCCAGAGAUCUCCAGUUGGCUGUGUUCACAGCGUUUGCUGCUUUGACUGAGUUCUGAGUGAAUACAUGAAUGUUAAAAGACACGAGCUGUGGCUCUUUGCCUUGCAGGCUGCAUUUGAGGUCUCUUUGCUGUGAGGAUGCUUUGUUGAACACUAUAAUCAAUAGUAUGGUCAUGGUAUCUUUAUAACGUUAAACUGAAAAUAAACAAUCAUGUAUUAAAAGCCAUCACACAACUGAAUCAAAUUGUUUCAUUUCACACCCAAUUAAUCACACUUUUCAAGGGAAGUCACAUUUUAAAAGAGUGUAUAUUAACCUUGUGGGUCAUUAGAAAGUAAAUCACUCAUUUUGCAAAAAAAAAGAAAAGAAACGAGAACAUUAUCAGACUGCUUCUUGGUCUGACAAUGAAAAUCCACAUCACAUUGUUCAAUCACACAGUACCACACACAUAGGGCCUGAUCAAAAGGUUUGUGUGUGCAAAAACACGUGCAAACUUGAUAGCGCGCGAGACUGGAAGAUGGCGCCGGUGUGUGUGGCCUGCCGUCUCUCGCUGUCAGUGCUGUUUGUGUCUAUUGUUAUCAGUAAUGUCAGCUCACUGCUUGUGUAUGACAGCCAAACACUGCUGGAUCCUUGCCUCUCUGCCAAGGAUUUGGUGAAAUUAGAUCCUGAUCAUGAUGGUCAUACAACGUUUCAGCCGUUUCACCUCCCCGGGAUACCAGCUCACCUUCACUGCACCCACGCUCCACUUCCCUGGGCUAAACGCCGGCGCUACUGGUGCCGCCGGGGCAAAUACAGCAGCCAGCUGGUGAAACUUAAAGCUCGAUCUGCUUUAAGUGAGGCUCCCAAGUCUCUUGGUUUUGAUGCCUCCACUGAAAUUUGUAAAAAAAAUGUCUCCUUUUUUUCCACUGAUAAAAUUAUGUCAACCAGAGCCUGUAUCUCUCAGCCUUCCUAUGACCCUUCAGCCCCUCUGCACCCCUCACCUGUCUGCUAAAUUUGAGUCUGUGUCUCUCUGUAUUUUAAAUGACAUAGUCAGCCAUAUGAAGUCUUCUGGACCUCCUGCAGAUGCCCCCCCCCCCCCCCACACACACACACACACACACACACACACACACUUGUUUAAAGAGGUACUUGCUACUGUUGGACCAAGUGUCCUUAAUAUUGUAAAUAGUAGCUUCUCCUCUGGUAAAGUACCAUGAUUUUAAACUGGCCUCGACCCAUCCCUCUGUGCCAGUUUCAGACCCAUCUCAAAUCUUCCAUAUCUGUCCAACAUUUUAGAGAAGGUUGUCUACAAUCAGUUGUUACCAUUUUUGGAAGAUAAUGGUAUAACAGAGUUGUUCCAGUCCGGUUUCAAAGCUCUACACAGCACAGAGUCAUCAAUUGAAAAGGUGUCUAAUGAUAUCCUUUUGUCAACAGACUCUGGAAAGUUUGUUGUCCUAGUGUUUGUUGUCUGCUGCAUUUGACACUGUUGACCACAGCAGUUUAAUCUCUCACCUGGAGCACUGUGUGGGCAUUAAGGGUGCCGCCCUCGACUGGUUCCGGUCGUACUUAACGGACAGUGUCACAGUCUGCUCCAGCCUUUCCCCAUGGACUCAGUAGUUUUCCACUACCCUGCUCACACCACACCCACUCCCUGAUUACCACACCCACUCUCAGUCACUGAUCACACACCUGCCUUCACUCAGUAAUCACACACCUGCCCUCACUCACUAAUCAGCUCCCCAGCUCUCUGCUUAGUAUAUAUUCUCCAGCCUCACACUCACUCAGUGCCAGAUUGUUCUUUGCUAUGCGAGACUUUCCAGCGUUCUUCUGUUUGUCUUCCCGGUGCCCACUCCGCCUGUCUUCGACCUGCCUGCUUCAUCUGCCUCCUGGUAAAUUACCUUAGCCUUUUGUUCCCGACUACAAGCUCUGCCUGCCCCCCUUCUGAUUGUCUGCCUGGUCUGUUUGCCUCCCGGUUUCUGAACUUCUGCCUGCCCUGACCAAGCUGGGUCAGGGCAGCAAGUCUUUGUGUCCAAGACUUGCUGUUUCCCCAACAACAAACCCUGUAUCACAAGUGACAUAAAAGCAAUCCUUAACCAGAAAAAGAAAGCUUUUAAAGAUGGUGACAAAGAACAACUCAAACAAGUGCAACAAGAGUUGAAGAGGAGACUGAAGAUGGCAAAGCUGGAGUACAAAAAGAAGAGAAGAGAAGAAUCUACAACACAGCAACAUCUGUGAAGUGUGGAGAGGAAUCAGUACCAUCUCUGGACACAGCAAUAAAAAGAAUAGACAGCCAGUGGAAUGUGAUGUGGAAAGAGCUGAUGAACUCAACCUUUUCUUUAACAGAUUUGACACUGCUGUCACACCCAUUCCACAGCUACUUAACCUUACUCUCCUCAACAUGUGAAAAUCUCCACUGUGGCUACUCCUCCUCCUC
This is a messenger RNA of Xyrichtys novacula (pearly razorfish), 3247 nucleotides long. The record is from the annotation of a GenBank genome assembly. NCBI's taxonomy places the organism in Eukaryota, Metazoa, Chordata, Actinopteri, Labriformes, Labridae.